AUGGAUGACUUGGUGAGACUGAAGAAUACUCUGUUCCAGAACUACACCAAGGACUUCCGGCCUGUUUAUAACAUGAGUGACCCGAUACACGUGACACUCGAUAUGUUCCUGAUCUCUAUUUUAGACUUAGACGAAGUAACCGGUACAAUCACCCUAAACUGUGGUCUCACAUUGGUUUGGACUGAUUACCGCCUUGCCUGGAACCCAAACGAAUUCGGUAUCACCUCCUUCGUGUUUAACUCGUCAAAUGUGUGGAAACCGCGAAUUUACAUUACAACAUCAGCUGACGAUUUGUCGGAUUUCUCUUACGACGCUUUCGAUGUAAGGGUGAAUUCUAACGGCACGGUAUUUGCGUCACCAGGUCGACAUGUAAAGGCUAGUUGCAGCUUCGACAUGACCAGAUUUCCGACUGAUUCACAAACGUGUGUCAUGCAAAUUGCGUCAUGGAUAUUCGCAGCUUCUGAGAUGGUAUUCAUCAUAGCACGACCACAAAUCAACAUGGUUUACUAUAAACCUAAUGGGGAGUGGGAUAUUGACUGGACGUCUGUCACAAACAACACUGAUUUCGGAUCUUACUAUUCUGUUUUAGACUUUUCAAUACAUCUGACAAGACGUUCUGCAUACUUUAUUAUAUCCAUGACUAUACCAGUGCUACUCCUUUGCUUUCUCAACCCGUUCGUGUUUUUCUUGCCCACCUCCUCAGGAGAGCGGAUUUCCUACACAAUCACCAUGUUCCUGUCGUUGGCCGUAUUUAUGACACUUAUCGGAGAAAAUAUGCCAAAGGUUUCAGAUCCGAUGGCAGGGAUUUCCUAUUUCCUCUUCGUGGCUAUGUUGUACAGUUGUCUGCUGAUCGUGUUGACGAUAUUCACCCUGCGUUGUGGCGCUAAGAACGAUAAACACAGGUUCCCUGGAUGGUUGUUGCGGUUAGCCUCACGAAAAGCAUUUCACAAAUCAGUCAACAGCAUCAAUAAAGUAGAUGACGCCAAUAAAGUCAAAAUUGUCCAGGUGAUGGAGUAUGGUAAUGCACCUGAGGAGACAAUUUCUCACGGAGACGAAGAACUACAAAAGACUGUGAGGAAGGAGGACAUAAUGCGUUUCAUUGACAGAAGUCUUUUUUACAUAACAUUCUUAAUACUGGUUGUUAUUUGUGUCGUUUUUAGCUUUUACUUCUGGUUUUAA
Messenger RNA from Mizuhopecten yessoensis (Yesso scallop), 1179 nucleotides. Its product is annotated as neuronal acetylcholine receptor subunit alpha-3-like. Gene Ontology annotation, molecular function: neurotransmitter receptor activity; extracellular ligand-gated monoatomic ion channel activity; transmembrane signaling receptor activity. Gene Ontology annotation, biological process: nervous system process; chemical synaptic transmission; signal transduction. Gene Ontology annotation, cellular component: membrane; synapse; neuron projection. Lineage: Eukaryota; Metazoa; Mollusca; Bivalvia; Pectinida; Pectinidae. The transcript has a single exon. The coding region runs from base 1 to 1179 and encodes 392 amino acids. The record is from RefSeq and is a predicted model, not a curated record.